Messenger RNA from Lontra canadensis (Northern American river otter), 722 nucleotides. Its product is annotated as zinc finger protein interacting with ribonucleoprotein K-like. The coding region runs from base 177 to 722 and encodes 181 amino acids. The record is from RefSeq and is a predicted model, not a curated record. NCBI's taxonomy places the organism in Eukaryota, Metazoa, Chordata, Mammalia, Carnivora, Mustelidae. The transcript is spliced from 3 exons. Gene Ontology annotation, biological process: regulation of DNA-templated transcription.
GUAUCAGUAGGAGUGUGUGGAGUAGGUGACUCCAAGGACACACCCAGGCCUGGUAUCUCCUCUGAGGUGUGGAGUAGACUGAGCUGAGGGUAGAUGUGGAGGGUGGGGUUAUAAUGAAUUUGGACUCCUAGGAGAGAUGUUGAUCAUAGAAUGAACUGUCCACAUUACAACAGGAUAUGAACUUCGAGGAUGUGGCCGUGUACUUCUCCCGAGAGGAGUGGGGACUCCUUGAUGAACCUCAGAGGCGCCUGUACUGCAGUGUGAUGCUGGAGAACUUGGCACUUGUGGCCUCGCUGGACCUUCACCAGCAACAGAGGCAUGGCAGUCAGGAGAAGCCCUGGAAAAGAGAUGUGGACAGGGCCUUGUGUGUGACAAGCUGCAACUUCUGUGUGUCAGGGCAGCCUUUCUCAUGUAGGAAGGUUGGAGAGAGCUCCCCAGCCACCUUGAGACAUCUUCAGCUCCAGACCAGUUCCAACACUGAGGAACCACAUGGUGGCAACCAGAGUGGGGAGGCCUGUCACAGCGGGAAAAGUCAGUACAACGGGGGUCAGUAUGGAAAAGCUAACAGCCACAACCGUGCACUUGAUCAACAUUGGAGUGUCUGCUCCGGAGAAGGGCUUUAUGAGGGGGGCAAGUGUGGGAAAGCCUUCAGCUGCAACUACAGACUUGUGCAGCACCAGCGAAUUCACACUGAACGAAGGCCAUAUGAGUGUGUUUCAUAA